This is a messenger RNA of Daldinia caldariorum, 1244 nucleotides long. RefSeq names its product CGI-121-domain-containing protein. The transcript is spliced from 3 exons. The record is from RefSeq and is a predicted model, not a curated record. Gene Ontology annotation, cellular component: nucleus; EKC/KEOPS complex; cytosol. Lineage: Eukaryota; Fungi; Ascomycota; Sordariomycetes; Xylariales; Hypoxylaceae. Bases 422 to 1099 code for a protein of 225 amino acids. Gene Ontology annotation, biological process: tRNA threonylcarbamoyladenosine modification; telomere maintenance via recombination.
GGUUAAUCCUUAUUAAUCUUGCUAAAGUGAGAGAUGUGACAUAGAGGUACCUACCUACGUUAGUGUAUUUCUAAAAAAUAGGGGGUUCACCGGGUCACCUUAAAAGUUACCAGGUACCCAUGUAUCGUACCCUAUUAUCGGUACCAAACCUGCCAGAAUACAGCUGCUGUCAAUUGCUGCGUCGUGCCCCUCCAAUACCCCUCCGCGCUACGUAAAGCCCCACUAUCAGUUUAUCAUCACUCCAAACACCUUGAAAGCGCAUACUGCUGCUGCAAUACUUAUCACCAAACAUCUCGGCGACUUAUUCAGAUUUUAUACCAAAUAUACAUUCAAUACUUGAUAAUAAAUUCACCGGACCAAAGAUCUCUAGCCAUUCAGUUGCUGGAAUAUUUAGAGCUGUCAACAAUUUCACCCAAUCGCCAUGGCGUCCCCAAGCGAUAGUCAACCAGCGACGUCGUCGUCGUCGUCAAGCCUUAUAGAAACUAUCCAACUCGAACAUGUGCCAUCGUCAUAUACGGUCCUCGUUGGUCUGUUCAAAGACGUCACCAAUGCCGAGUUCUUACAACAGCAACUACUUAGCCGAAAUGCCGAGUAUGAGUAUGCCUUCAUCAAUGCCAGUUCUGUAAUAUCGCGCCUCCAGGUUCUAGCAGCCGUAUACAAGGCGAUAACCAUACACAUGAGCGGCAGCAUGAAGACGCCCAACAUCCACUCCGAAAUCGUGUGCUCUCUUAGUCCAAAUAACAACAUCUCCGAAGCUUAUCGCCGAUUCGGCAUCACCCCAAGCAGCAGCAAACACCUCAUCAUCGUCAAAGUACUAACACCCACUCCCACUUCCACUUCCACUUCCACCCCCACCCCCCAAGCAGCAGCAGAAACAGCAGUGGCAGUCCAGCAGCACCUCCUCGCCCACGUCCGGGGAACACCCACCCCCUUCACCGACGAGGCCAUAACGCAGUCCGGCCUCACAGACUGGAGCAAGGUGCGCAAGUACUACAAGCUGAACGGCGUGGGCUGGCUCGACGGCGUCGAAGACUCGGCGCUGCGCCGCGCCGAGUCCGAGAUGAUGGUGCUGGGGAGCAUGGCCCUGAGGAGUUUAUAGUCGUGCAUGAAUUUCUAAUCUCUAAGAGACAAUAGAAGGGAGGGAAAGAUUAGACGAAGAGGAAGUCGUUUUAAUAAAAAAUGUAUAAUGUAACCCAUUGAAAAUAACUAAAUGCUAGGUAUGGACAAGUUUCUUCGACUUUAAU